Messenger RNA from Myotis myotis, 3262 nucleotides. RefSeq names its product meiosis regulator for oocyte development (gene MIOS). The transcript is spliced from 12 exons. Gene Ontology annotation, cellular component: cytoplasm. Gene Ontology annotation, molecular function: protein binding. Bases 498 to 3125 code for a protein of 875 amino acids. Gene Ontology annotation, biological process: positive regulation of TORC1 signaling; cellular response to amino acid starvation. The record is from RefSeq and is a predicted model, not a curated record. Lineage: Eukaryota; Metazoa; Chordata; Mammalia; Chiroptera; Vespertilionidae.
GGCUCGUGAAGGGGCGGAGCUCGUGGGGUGGGAACUCCCCUUCCGAGCCCGAGGCGUGGCCUCCGUCGUCGCGGAGGCGCGGCUGUGGGGUCGUGGGUCCCGGCCGGGUGGGCCCACGUUACUGGCCGCGCCGCCAUCUUGCCCGCGUCGGGGGUGACUCCCGCGGCGGGAGCGCGGCCACCAGGCUGGAGGCGGCUGUGCGGCGCCCGCGCGUUCUCCUAAGUCUGUGAGUGCGGCCCGGCUGGGUCUCGUUCUCCCGAAAGGAAGGCCAGAGUCGAGGGAUCAGGGGCGCCGUGGAAAGUGUGGCUCCUAGAAAACUGUGAUUCACACUAUGUUUCUGUUGGACAAUCCUGCUAUCAGUUUUCUGCUGAGGGACACAGAAGCGACAUGGCUUUCCUUUGCUCAGACACCCCGGUGGGAAGUGAGCACUUGACUUGUUAAACUGGAAGAUAUUCAGUGAAUGGACCUGACUGGACACUUUGAGCACAUCAAUAAACAUGAGCGGUACCAAACCUGAUAUAUUGUGGGCACCACACCAGGUUGAUAGAUUUGUUGUAUGUGACUCAGAACUGAGCCUUUAUCAUGUGGAAUCUACUGUGAAUUCGGAACUCAAAGCUGGAUCUUUACGUUUAUCUGAAGACUCUGCGGCUACUUUGCUAUCAAUAAAUUCAGAUACACCCUAUAUGAAAUGUGUUGCUUGGUAUCUCAGUUAUGAUCCUGAAUGUCUCCUAGCAGUUGGACAAGCAAAUGGUCGAGUUGUACUUACAAGUCUUGGUCAAGAUCACAACUCAAAGUUCAGAGAUUUGAUAGGAAAAGAAUUUGUUCCUAAACAUGCACGACAAUGCAAUACUCUUGCAUGGAAUCCAUUGGAUAGUAACUGGCUUGCUGCUGGUCUAGAUAAACAUAGAGCUGAUUUUUCAGUGCUGAUUUGGGAUAUCUGCAGCAAAUAUACUCCUGAUAUAGUCCCCAUGGAGAAAGUGAGACUUUCAGCAGGUGAAACUGAAACAACAUUAUUAGUAACAAAACCACUUUAUGAAUUAGGACAGAAUGAUGCUUGUCUCUCUCUUUGUUGGCUUCCACGGGACCAGAAACUUCUCCUUGCUGGUAUGCAUCGUAACCUAGCCAUAUUUGAUCUUCGGAAUACAAGCCAAAAGAUGUUUGUAAAUACAAAAGCUGUUCAGGGGGUGACAGUAGACCCAUACUUCCAUGAUCGUGUUGCUUCCUUCUAUGAAGGUCAGGUUGCAAUAUGGGAUCUUAGGAAAUUUGAGAAGCCAGUUUUGACUCUGACUGAACAGCCAAAACCCUUAACAAAAGUUGCAUGGUGUCCAACUAGGACUGGUCUGCUUGCCACUUUAACAAGGGAUAGUAAUAUUAUUAGAUUAUAUGAUAUGCAACACACACCCACUCCCAUUGGGGAUGAAACUGAACCCACAAUAAUUGAAAGAAGUGUGCAACCUUGUGACAAUUACAUUGCUUCCUUUGCUUGGCAUCCAACAAGUCAAAAUCGAAUGAUAGUUGUAACUCCCAACCGAACAAUGUCUGACUUCACUGUUUUUGAAAGGAUAUCUCUUGCCUGGAGCCCAAUUACAUCUUUAAUGUGGGCUUGUGGUCGUCAUUUGUAUGAAUGUACAGAAGAAGAAAAUGCUAAUUCUUUAGAAAAAGAUAUAGCAACGAAGAUGCGCCUUCGGGCUUUAUCAAGGUACGGACUUGAUACAGAACAAGUGUGGAGAAACCAUAUUUUAGCUGGAAAUGAAGAUCCACAGCUCAAGUCACUCUGGUAUACUCUGCACUUCAUGAAGCAGUAUACAGAAGAUAUGGACCAGAAAUCUCCAGGCAACAAAGGAUCAUUGGUUUAUGCAGGAAUUAAAUCAAUUGUAAAAUCAUCUUUAGGAAUGGUGGAAAACACCAGACAUAAUUGGAGUGGAUUGGAUAAGCAAACUGAUAUACAGAAUUUGAAUGAAGAAAGAAUCUUAGCUUUACAGCUUUGUGGGUGGAUUAAGAAAGGAACAGAUGUAGAUGUAGGGCCAUUUUUGAACUCCCUGGUACAAGAAGGGGAAUGGGAGAGAGCUGCUGCUGUGGCAUUGUUCAACUUGGAUAUUCGACGAGCAAUCCAAAUCCUGAAUGAAGGGGCAUCUUCAGAAAAAGGUGAUCUGAAUCUCAAUGUGGUAGCAAUGGCUUUAUCGGGUUAUACUGAUGAGAAGAACUCCCUUUGGAGAGAAAUGUGCAGCACUCUACGAUUACAAUUAAACAACCCAUAUCUGUGUGUCAUGUUUGCAUUUCUGACAAGUGAAGCGGGAUCUUAUGAUGGAGUAUUGUAUGAAAACAAAGUUGCUGUCCGUGACAGAGUGGCAUUUGCUUGUAAAUUCCUUAGUGAUAGUCAGUUAAAUAGAUACAUCGAAAAGUUGACCAAUGAAAUGAAAGAGGCUGGAAAUUUGGAAGGAAUUCUGCUUACAGGCCUUACUAAAGAUGGAGUGGACUUAAUGGAGAGUUAUGUCGAUAGGACUGGAGAUGUCCAAACAGCAAGUUACUGCAUGUUACAGGGUUCUCCUUUAGAUGUUCUUAAAGAUGAAAGAGUUCAGUACUGGAUUGAGAAUUACAGAAAUUUAUUAGAUGCCUGGAGGUUUUGGCACAAACGAGCUGAAUUUGAUAUUCACCGAAGUAAGUUGGAUCCCAGUUCCAAGCCUUUAGCACAGGUGUUUGUGAGUUGCAAUUUCUGUGGCAAGUCUAUCUCCUACAGUUGUUCAACUGUGCCUCAUCAGGGCAGAGGUUUUAGUCAGUAUGGGGUCAGUGGCUCGCCAACGAAAUCUAAAGUCACAAGUUGCCCUGGCUGUCGAAAACCCCUCCCUCGAUGUGCGCUUUGUCUCAUUAAUAUGGGAACACCUGUUUCCAGCUGUCCUGGAGGAUCCAAAUCAGAUGAAAAAGUAGACUUGAGCAAGGACAAGAAAUUAGCUCAAUUUAACAACUGGUUUACAUGGUGUCACAAUUGCAGGCAUGGUGGGCAUGCUGGACAUAUGCUUAGUUGGUUCAGGGACCAUGCAGAGUGUCCUGUGUCUGCAUGCACGUGUAAAUGUAUGCAGUUGGAUACGACAGGGAAUCUGGUGCCUGCAGAGACUGUCCAGCCAUAAAUGUUACAACCUACAGAAGAACCUUCAAGUGUGGAGCUUUCUAAUAGAUGACCUUCAUAGCGCAAAAACAUACCUCAGAACAAGUCACUCAUGACUUUCCUGUAAUGGAAAAAUAAAUCAUUCUAUCAAAUCAGCAA